AUGGAGUCCAGUGGGCACGACAUCGAGAAAACAACACCGAAGAGCAGCCCCAAUCCCGAUCCCAAUCCCAGCGCCCGCCCAGGGGAAAAGGCUCGCGCCGCAAAGGCCGCGAAGAUCCUCGAUGCUUGUAGAUGGAAGGAUUUCGAGGCGCUGAGAAAACUCGCAGCAUCUGAGGGGGGCCUCGUCUCGGACGAGAUUCGAUGUCAGGCAUGGCCGCUUCUCCUUGGCUGCAAGCACCCCGCCGGCGAUACAAAGCAGGAGACGAACGACAGAGAAUGGAGACAGCUGCCCAGGCAUCGUGACGAGGACCAGGUGCAGCUCGACGUGGACCGCUCCUUCAUAUACUAUCCCCGCCAUCAAAGCCCUCGAGACCUGCUCCACCGGAAAGAAGAGCUGUCUGAUCUCAUAACAGAAGUCUUGCGGCGUCAGCCAUACCUCUCGUACUUCCAGGGCUAUCAUGACAUAUGCCAGGUGUUCCUCCUAGUCCUUGAAUCACAGAACCGUGCAGCCGCCGUGGCACGUCUUUCGGCGCUGCGGAUAAGAGAUUUUAUGCUACCUACAUUCGCCCAAGCACUGACCCAAUUGCAACUGAUCCCAGAAAUAAUUAGUACGGUCAACCCUAGGCUACGGCACCAUCUGUCCUUGACCCAGCCGUUCUUUGCGCUAUCAGGGACCCUCACUAUGUACGCGCACGAUAUUCAGGAGUACGGAGAUAUAUCACGACUGUUCGAUGUCCUGCUCGCCCGAGAGGCAGUAUUUUCCGUCUACAUGUUCGCCCAGAUCGUUCUGCAGCGUUCAGAUGAGCUCUUUGAGACCCCGGCCGAUGAGCCUGAGAUGCUUCACUCGAUCCUCUCUAAGCUCCCCAAACCCCUGAACAUCGAGUCACUGAUUGCAAACACAAUCCAGCUGUUCGAAAAUCAUCCGCCGGAGAGCCUGGGGCUGUGGCGGUCAAUAUCGAGAUCCAGCGUGUUGAAGACUGCUCGGUGGCACGAGCAGUUGACGGGCCAGAGCUUGAAAGACGGGGAGAUGUACUUUAGAAAGCAGUCGAAGGAAUUGCAAUGGGCUGAGCGGCGCAAGUCAGUUUUCCAGGCUCUGUGGAAAUACAGGAGAUCUGCUGCUGGUACGAUGGGGCUAGCGGUGCUUGUUGGCAUCGUCUCGUUCUGGCUUAACAAGUCAUCUGGGCCAUCUGGACUUUUUGGGACGCUAUGGAAGCAGAUCUUGGAUUACAGGCGACAUUGA
Drepanopeziza brunnea f. sp. 'multigermtubi' MB_m1 is the source of this 1239-nucleotide messenger RNA. RefSeq lists its product as uncharacterized. NCBI's taxonomy places the organism in Eukaryota, Fungi, Ascomycota, Leotiomycetes, Helotiales, Drepanopezizaceae. Gene Ontology annotation, molecular function: GTPase activator activity. The record is from RefSeq and is a predicted model, not a curated record. Gene Ontology annotation, cellular component: endoplasmic reticulum membrane. Gene Ontology annotation, biological process: positive regulation of GTPase activity; endoplasmic reticulum to Golgi vesicle-mediated transport.